Molecule: messenger RNA, 694 nt
Organism: Drosophila nasuta
Lineage: Eukaryota; Metazoa; Arthropoda; Insecta; Diptera; Drosophilidae
Gene: ND-B14
Product: NADH dehydrogenase (ubiquinone) B14 subunit
Exons: 3
Coding region: 141-515 (124 amino acids)
Biological process (GO): response to oxidative stress
Cellular component (GO): respiratory chain complex I
Source: RefSeq, a predicted model, not a curated record
UUUAUUUUGAGCGUAAAUUAGAUUAUUUUGUAAUUUAACUCCAUCUGGCAGCACUAUCAGCUGUUGUUGCCUGCCGUUGAAGAAGCAGCAGCGUUUUGCACGAACUUAUUUUGCUAAAUUUAUAAACUCACAGCGGGAUAAUGGCAGGACGUGAAGUCGUCAAACGUGCUGUGCAGCAGGUGCGUCCCAUAUUAUCCGUGGAUCGCGAGGAAGCACGUAAGCGUGCACUGAACCUCUACAAAGCCUGGUAUCGUCAAAUUCCCUACAUUGUUAUGGACUAUGACAUACCCAUGAGCGUGGAGCAAUGCCGUGAAAAAUUGCGCGAGCAAUUCAUCAAAAACCGCAAUGUGACUGACAUCCGAGUUAUUGACAUGCUGGUCAUCAAGGGCCAAAUGGAGCUGAAAGAGUCUGUGGAGAUUUGGAAGCAAAAGGGGCACAUAAUGCGCUAUUGGAAGGAGUCACAGGAUCCUAAGCCUACAGAUUUCCUCUCAAAGUUCAUUCAGGGCAUUAACUAGAAAUGCUUAACAAAUUUAAAUAGUUUAAAAAAUAUAAAACGAAUUGUUUGUCGCGAAAACCAAACGACGUUUUUUCGGUAGCGCUUCGCAAGCGCUUGGUUUUUUGUAUGUUGUUUAUUAAGCUACUUCAAAAAAUAUCAAUGCUUUGUAUAUAUAAUUUAUACAGACUAUGAGUGUGA